UACCUUGCCUCCCUUUAUAAAACCUUCUCUCGCUCCAUUCAAGCACACUUUUAUUCUCCCAAAACUCUACCAUAAUCAGGAAAUCUCAAGUUCUAUUCCUUCGUCACCAUGCUUUUGAGGUCCCGAAAAACUGGAGGAAACGCCAUGCCUGAUCAGGAAAUUUCCUUGCCGGCAAAGCGCAACCAGCGAAGAUGGAGGAUGGCCUUCACAGCCAUUUACUUCACAAGGGUUCUUGUUUCCCUGUCCAAGAAAGUUCUUGACAACCAGACCAGGCUCUUGCGUUCCCUCUCCUAUGUUGCCAUCGAUGUCAAUUCCCCACGUCCCAUACCUGGGCCUUUUGAUGGUAUUGAUCAGAAAACAUUGACUGAGAUGGUAAAAAAGAGAAGCUUUGAAUCCCUGCAACAACUAGGAGGAGCCAAACAGGUCGCUGCAAUUCUUCUGACUGAUGAAAAGGACGGUAUAAGCGGUGACGAGGCUGAUCUAAUGCACAGAAGAGAGGUAUUUGGCGCCAACAGGCACCAGAAACCGCCUUCAAAAAGCUUCAUUAGCUUUGUCUUUGAAGCAUUCAAAGAUACAACCAUUAUCAUUCUUUUAGUCUGUGCCAUUUUGUCUCUGGGCUUUGGCAUUAAACAGCAUGGCCCAAAAGAUGGCUGGUAUGAUGGUGGGAGCAUCAUUGUUGCCAUCGUACUUGUUAUUGUUGUCUCCUCUGUGAGCAACUUCAAGCAAUCCAAGCAAUUUGAGAGGCUAUCAGAUGCCAGCAGUGAUAUAAAGGUGCAAGUAGUGAGAGAUGGAAGGCACCAACCAAUAUCUAUAUUUGAUAUUGUGGUGGGUGAUAUCGUUUCUUUGAAGAUUGGAGAUCAGAUACCAGCUGAUGGCUUGUUCUUGUAUGGUUAUUCUUUGAAGGUGGACGAGUCCAGUAUUACAGGUGAAAGCGACCAUGUUGAGGUCAAUGGCACCUUAAACCCAUUCCUGAUUUCUGGAACAAAGGUGAUGGAUGGGUUUGGUUCGAUGCUUGUUACAUCCGUUGGCAUGAAUACAGCCUGGGGUGAGAUGAUGAGUUCCAUAACCCGGAUUUUGGAGGAGCAGACCCCAUUACAAGCACGCCUUGAUAAACUGGCUUCUCAUAUUGGCCGGGUUGGAUUGUCAGUGGCUAUACUCGUUCUUGCAGUUCUGAUGAUUCGUUACUUUACUGGAAGCACCAGAGAUGAAAAUGGAAAGAGAGAGUACAAAGGAAGCAAGACAAGAGUCAGUGAUAUAGUCAAUUCAGUUGUGGAGAUGAUUGCAGCUGCAGUGACCAUUUUAGUGGUUGCAAUUCCAGAAGGUCUGCCUCUAGCUGUAACUCUAACUCUGGCCUACUCUAUGAUGCGAAUGAUAAAAGAUAAUGCCAUGGUUCGUAAACUUUCUGCCUGUGAAACAAUGGGUUCAGCUACAACAAUCUGCACAGAUAAAACAGGGACUCUUACUUUGAACAAGAUGACAGUUACAGAAUUUUGGCUCGGAAAAGAGCUAAUUAAGGAUGAUUCUUCAAAGGCAAUAGAACCAGAGAUCUUCAAGUUGCUACAGGAGGGGGUUGCCUUAAACACAACAGGUACCGUUGAUACGACACAUGCUUCAUCAAUUCCUGAGAUUUCUGGCAGUCCAACAGAAACGGCAAUACUUUCUUGGGCUGUUUUUGAUUUAAAUAUGAAUAUCAAUGAGACAAAACAAAAUUGUGAAGUAAUACAUGUAGAGGCAUUUAAUUCAGAGAAAAAAAGAAGUGGGAUAUUAACGAGGAAAAUUGAAGACAGAGAAUUUCAUACCCAUUGGAAGGGAGCAGCCGAGAUGAUAUUAGCCUUGUGUUCAAAUUAUUGUGUAGGAAGUGGAGCACUAAAAGGAAUGAAUGCAGAUGAUAGAUUGGAGUUUGAAAAAAUAAUUCAGUGUAUGGCAGCCAAAAGCCUGAGAUGUCUUGCCUUUGCCUACAAAAAAGUCACACAUGAUAAUGAGGAGGAGGUAUCUAAGAAGCUUGAAGAAGCUGAACUCACCUUACUGGGGUUUGUGGGACUGAAGGACCCAUGUCGUCCAGGGGUUAGAACAGCAGUAGAAUCAUGUAAGAAUGCAGGGGUGAAUGUUAAAAUGAUCACUGGUGACAACUUGCUCACAGCAAGAUCUAUAGCUUUUGAAUGUGGAAUUCUUCAUCCUGAUGACGACAUAGAAAAAGCUGUAGUGGAAGGUUCACAAUUCAGAAAUUACUCCCCUGAAGAGAGAAUGACAAGGAUCGAAGAUAUUCGAGUAAUGGCAAGAUCAUCCCCAUUUGACAAACUUCUGAUGGUACACUGCUUGAAACAGAAAGGCCAUGUGGUAGGAGUCACUGGUGAUGGCACAAACGAUGCUCCUGCGCUAAAGGAAGCAGAUAUUGGGCUUGCCAUGGGAAUUCAAGGGACAGAGGUGGCAAAGGAGAGCGCAGACAUAAUUAUCUUGGAUGAUAACUUUACCUCUGUAGUGACAGUAUUGCGGUGGGGAAGAAGUGUCUCCAAUAACAUUCAAAAGUUCCUUCAGUUUCAACUCACGGUCAAUGUUGCAGCUCUCGCUAUCAACUUUGUUGCAGCUGUUUCUUUCGGUAACGUCCCUUUAACUGCAGUUCAGCUAUUGUGGGUGAACCUCGUUAUGGACACCUUGGGAGCACUAGCCUUGGCCACUGAGCAGCCCACCAAUGAUCUCAUGGCAAAGCCACCUAUGGGUAGAUCAGAGCCACUUAUCACCAAAAUCAUGUGGAGGAAUCUCAUUGCCCAAGCCUUGUAUCAGUUAGCCGUCUUGCUUACUCUAGAAUUUAAAGCAAAUUCCAUCUUUGGUGUGAAUGAGAGGAUAAAGAAUACUAUCAUCUUCAAUACUUUUGUCCUGUGUCAAGUCUUUAAUGAGUUCAAUGCAAGGAAUAUGGAAAAGAAGAAUAUAUUCAAAGGGAUACAUAGGAACAAAUUGUUUAUAGUGAUCAUUGGAAUUACCAUAGUUCUUCAAGUGCUGAUGGUUGAGCUUCUGACGAGAUUUGCCGGUACGGAGAGGUUAAAUUGGGGGCAAUGGGGUGCUUGCAUUGGCAUUGCAGCUGUGUCUUGGCCAAUUGGUUUUCUAGCCAAGUGCAUUCCAGUUUCUGGAAAGCAGCUUCAAAACAAAUAGUUCCCAAAAACAUAAAAACAGCAACCCAGAAAUUGCAGGUCUUCAUUAUGAAAACCCAAUUGCAAAGCAUGGCAGAGCAAUGUCAAGACUAAGCUCAAAAUAAAUUCGACAAACCAGAAUAACUAAGGUCAAUUGUCAUUAUUUUCAAAUCAUGCUUUUGUUCUUUUAUUUGUAUAUACACUCUAAGAUCUGAAUAUACAUUGAUGGUUUGACAUAUGUUUAUUAUCAUCCUUGAUAUUUCAAAUGUUCUACUUGCAUUUUCUCUACAA
This is a messenger RNA of Hevea brasiliensis (rubber tree), 3416 nucleotides long. RefSeq names its product putative calcium-transporting ATPase 13, plasma membrane-type. The coding region runs from base 109 to 3147 and encodes 1012 amino acids. Gene Ontology annotation, cellular component: intracellular membrane-bounded organelle; membrane. The transcript has 2 exons. Gene Ontology annotation, molecular function: P-type calcium transporter activity; ATP binding; ATP hydrolysis activity. Gene Ontology annotation, biological process: calcium ion transmembrane transport. The record is from RefSeq and is a predicted model, not a curated record. NCBI's taxonomy places the organism in Eukaryota, Viridiplantae, Streptophyta, Magnoliopsida, Malpighiales, Euphorbiaceae.